AAACGUAAAGGACACACGUGUGAAGUUUGUGGAAAGAAUUUCAGACAGAAACCAGUUUUAAAAACUCAUAUGAAAAUUCAUGCCGAUACCAAAGAACAUUAUUGUCCUGAGUGUGGACGAGGUUUUACUUAUAAAGCAAACAUGGAUGUGCACAUGCGUGUGCAUUCAGGAGAGAAACCUCACGAAUGUUGUCAUUGUGGAAAGAGAUUCAGCCAAUCAAAUUCUUUAAAAUAUCAUCUAUCGACACAUACUGGAUAUAAACCUUUUAUUUGCCCAGUUUGUAAUAAGACGUUUGUUACGAAAGGUAAUCUACGUGAUCACAUGAUCACCCAUUCCUCGGACAAACCAUUUAAAUGUGAUGUUUGUGGGCAUGAUUUCGCUCGUAAAGUUUCUCUUAAUACUCAUUAUAGAUCUCAUUUUAGCCCUCAAUCAGUGAAGUGUAGAUAUUGUAAAGAGACGUUUCUGAGUAAUUCUGCUUUAGCGUAUCAU
This is a messenger RNA of Lottia gigantea (owl limpet), 489 nucleotides long. RefSeq lists its product as hypothetical. Lineage: Eukaryota; Metazoa; Mollusca; Gastropoda; Lottiidae. The record is from RefSeq and is a predicted model, not a curated record. Gene Ontology annotation, cellular component: nucleus. The annotation marks the transcript as partial. The transcript has a single exon.